AUGGGUACCAAGCAGACCAAGGGCUGCCAGCCGGGCAGCGCUGGCGAGAGCCCUCAGGCUCACCACCGCAAGAAAGUCCCCCCCAGGGAAAGGGGAGACUUCCUCGCCUCCCUCGUGGUGAAGUCCGGCGAGAAGUUUGGGAAGGGUGGUGGCAGCAGCUUGCCCCCUUACCACCGGCGGAUCUGCAUGAUCCAGGACAUGUUGGUGCUGGUGAAGCAGGGGAAGCAGGAGGAGGCCACCGAGCUGCUGAAGCACCUGCGGCAGGACUUAGGGAUGGAGUCGACCUCUCUGGAUGAUGUCCUCUACCGCUACGCCAGCUUUCGCAACCUGGUGGACCCAAUCACUCACGACUUGAUCAUCAGCCUUGCUAGGUACAUCCACUGCCCCAAACCGGAAGGAGACUCCCUCGGGGCCAUGGAGAAGCUCUGCCGGCAGCUCACCUACCACCUCAGCCCCCACUCGCAGUGGAGACGCCAGGGCAUCAUGAAGAGGAAGCCUCAGUCCUGCUUGAAGGCUGUGCUCAUGGGGAAGCCUCAGGACAACACGGUGGACUUGUCAGGCAUCCCGCUGACGCUGAAGGACUUGGAGCGAGUCACCUCCUACCUGCAGCACAGCUCGGAGCACAUCGACACGGUGGAGCUGUGCUUCACGGAGCUGACCGACGACAUGCUGCUGCAGCUGCUGCCGGCCCUCUGCGUGCUGCCACACCUCACCACCCUCUCCCUCAACGGCAACAGGCUCACCAAAGCCAUCCUACGGGACCUCACCGAAACCCUGAAGGACCCCAAGAAGUUCCCCAGUGUCACCUGGAUCGACCUCGGCAACAAUGUGGACAUCUUCUCCUUGCCACAGCCCUUCUUGGUCAGCCUAAAGAGGCGGUGCCCCAAGCAAGGCAAUCUGCCGACCAUUCUGGAGUUUGGUGAGGGUCAGGUAAGCGAUUUGGAGAGCCAAGACGGCCUGGCUGAGAGCCAGGAGGACCUGCGAGCUGGAGCAGGUGAGACUGACGACACAGACUUGCAGCAGACAGACAGAACAGACAAGGCUGGGGAGGUCCCCAGCUCAGAGCCGGGUGCUGUGACACCACAGACAUGAUGCCUGGCUCCGUGGCUGUUGGGCGGGUUGACUUCAAAUGGAGACCUCAUCGCUUGGAGGUCCUGGCAGAGGGUCGAUUCACGGCAUGGGAUGCUUUGGGAGCCCAGACUGCUGCCUUCCUCCCUUACAGUGAAUGUCAGCUUUCUUCUUGUCAAAGAACAUCUCAAGGUGAUCACAUCCAAUGCUUGUGUGUUAUAAAAGCUGGCCAGGUGUGCUGUGCUUUAUAACCUCUCAGAAAUGUAUCUCCAAGGUGGUGUAAUGGAGGCCCUCAGAAAAGCACACAAGAGAAGAAAGGUGCUCAGGCUCUGCAGAGAAGAGCUCCAUUUCCUUAGCUCUGGAUCUAGUCAGCCCCCAGCUGCU
Molecule: messenger RNA, 1452 nt
Organism: Dryobates pubescens (Downy woodpecker)
Lineage: Eukaryota; Metazoa; Chordata; Aves; Piciformes; Picidae
Gene: LRRC75A
Product: leucine rich repeat containing 75A
Exons: 4
Coding region: 1-1092 (363 amino acids)
Source: RefSeq, a predicted model, not a curated record